Molecule: messenger RNA, 327 nt
Organism: Henningerozyma blattae CBS 6284
Lineage: Eukaryota; Fungi; Ascomycota; Saccharomycetes; Saccharomycetales; Saccharomycetaceae
Gene: PET191
Product: Pet191p
Exons: 1
Coding region: 1-327 (108 amino acids)
Biological process (GO): mitochondrial respiratory chain complex IV assembly
Cellular component (GO): mitochondrion
Source: RefSeq, a predicted model, not a curated record
AUGCCUGCUAGUUGUAAAGAUCAGAAAAAAGCCGUAGCUAUAUGUCUACAAAGAUCACCAUGUGUGAUGCUAGAGAGGAAUAAGCCUCAAGACUGUCUCGAUAACCCUGAAUUACGCAAAGACCUUCCUGAACUAUGUUUAGCACAAAUGAGAGCAUUUCUCGAUUGUAAAAAAGGUAUUUUAGAUAUGACCAAACGGUUCACAGGAAAUGGACCACUUUCUACAGGUAAAUACGACCAACAAUACGAUAAUUUAUGCGCGGGUAAUUUUGACCCUAGGGAGGAACUACAUAGAUUAGAAGUCUUAGAUAGUACCAGAAAGGAUUAA